This is a messenger RNA of Temnothorax curvispinosus, 3582 nucleotides long. Its product is annotated as probable ATP-dependent RNA helicase spindle-E. Gene Ontology annotation, molecular function: ATP binding; RNA binding. The record is from RefSeq and is a predicted model, not a curated record. Gene Ontology annotation, cellular component: intracellular anatomical structure. Lineage: Eukaryota; Metazoa; Arthropoda; Insecta; Hymenoptera; Formicidae.
AUGUCAGCUUCUGCUAUUCGGAAGGUUGAAAAAGAUAUAAUGAUUGAUGAAGAAUUAGAUCGUCAUGCUGACGACAACGUCAGGGAAUAUGUAGAAAAAGAUGAGGACGAUUACACGCACUUGAAAAGUAGUAUGUUUCUUAAAAAUAAUAAUCAUAUGGACAAUGUUUCGUAGGUGUCUGGAGACACAACAAUUCUCAAGCGAAAUACUGUUCAGCUUUAUCAAUCGUACAACUUUGCCCAUCAGCCCAACAGUAAUUUACCUAUUCUCUCUAUGAGACACAAGAUUGUAUCCAUGAUUGCCAGCAAUUCUGUCGUUAUCAUUUGCGGUUCUACAGGCUGUGGGAAAACGACACAUGUACCACAAUUUAUUCUUGAUGCUGAAUUUGAAAAGAAACAACACUGUAACAUCAUAGUGACACAGCCGAGCGGCAUCGCCGCUCUAAGCAUCGCGAAACGAGUCAGCGCAGAAAGAAAAUGGCUCGUUGGUACACUUGUGGAAUAUGAAAUGGGUUUGAUCAAGAACGUAAGCCACGAUACUCGCAUAACAUAUUGCACGACUGGUGUGCUCUUAAAUAGGCUCACGAAUAAGAAGCACAUGACGGACUACACUCAUGUCAUAUUGGACGAGGUGCACGAACGCGACGAAGACAUGGAUUUUCUUCUGCUCGUAGUGAGAAAAUUAUUACGUACAAAUUCUACGACAGUUAAAAUAAUACUGAUGUCCGCGACGAUCGACGUGGACAAAUUUUCCAAGUAUUUCUCAACGCCUGUAGAAAAUCUACUUGCACCCACGCCAAUCAUCGAUAUACCCAAGAGCAGCCCUUACGAUAUUUCUAUAUCGUACAUAAACGAGAUGAAAAAUUUUGGUGGUAGCAUCCCUAAAGUAGACGAGGAACCAAAAUUCACGACAAAGAUGGCAGAGUUUGCCGCGCAUACCAUACACGUUUUCGAUAGUAUGGACGAUAAGAAAUAUGAUGGCGACAACGAUGAAAGGGCCACUGUGCUAGUCUUUUUACCGGGAUUUGGCGAAAUUGAACAAUUACGUACUGUAUUUCUGUCAUCAAAACAUAAAAAUGCAAAAUGGGAUAUAAUUAUUUUACAUUCUUUCAUCUCGAUCGAAGAGCAGCAAAAUAUAUUUAAAAAGCCACCAAAAAAUUAUCGACGUAUCAUAUUAUCGACAAACAUUGCUGAAAGCAGCAUUACCGUACCCGAUGUUAAAUACGUGAUUGAUUUUUGCAUGACAAAACAGCUCGUCACCGGCUCUGGAACUAAUUAUCAAUGCUUGCAACUUUGUUGGGCAAGCAAAUCCAAUUGUGAACAACGUGCCGGUCGUACAGGCCGCGUGAUGAACGGUAAGGUAUACAGAAUGGUGCCAAGAGCAUUUUACGAGAAUGUGCUAUCGGAAGAAUCUAUUCCGGAGAUGCUCAGGGCUCCGCUCGCACAUGUAAUUCUUAAGGCGAAAGUGCUGGAAAUGGGCGAGCCGAAAGCUUUCCUUGCUCUUUCUUUGGAUCCACCUAAUCUCAGCAAUAUACAGGAGACUAUAUUACUAUUGAAAGAAGUUGGCGCAUUACUUAAUAGGGGCACGCAAGAAUUUGAUGGGGACUUGACGCCCUUGGGUCGUGUAAUGGCCAGUCUCCCAUUAGACGUACACGUGACCAAAUUGAUUGUCCUGGGCCAUAUUUUCGAGGUUUUGUCAGACGCAAUUAUUCUCGCGGCUUCCAUGACCGUUGAGAAUAUAUUUGAAAAUUUCGAAUACUUCGACGCGGAGUCAAUUUAUCGCGAGAGGUUGCGUUGGGUCGCCAAUUCUCAAAGCGACUUGAUAGCGUGUUUAAAUGCUUAUAACGUGUGGCAAGAUAACAAAACAAGCCGCUAUAAAAACAGUCCUAACGAGGAAAGAGAUUGGGCGCGAAGAUAUGGUCUUUGCGUGAGAUCGCUACGCGAGAUGGACGUCUUUAUACGCGAAAUAACAGAAAAUCUGCGCAAAUUUGGAAUAAUAAAAAUAAUGAGUUCCGAAAAAGAUAUCUGGCUAAGCCUCUGUAUUGAUCGUACUUUUGUACUCGAAUUUAUAAUCGCUGGUGCAUUUUAUUCUAAUUAUUUUAUCAAAUUCCCACAUAAUAUAAAUGAUGGCAAGCGGGAUAUAGAGAAGACAUUGGGUGGCCGCGAUCCGACGACGACGGUUGUCUUUGACGGCUGGCCGUCGAAACACCCCGGAUCACUGUACUCUAAGAAAAUUCAGGAGAUUUUUGGACAGCGUAUGGGGCUCAAAAAUUCGGAAAACAUAACUGUGUCCUUUGACGAGUCGAACCGCGUUUAUAUUCAACAUGAGCCGAAGAAUCGCCAACCAAACGAUGACACUUUUGUUCGAGAUUGCAUCAGAAUGAGGCAUUUUCGCGAUCAUAUCGAAGUUGAAUUGUUAAACGAGACGACGGCUCGUCAUCACCAAGACGACAACGACGACGACGACGACGACGACAAGGACGAUGAGGACCUUUGGCUUACGAAGGCAUAUACAAAAUUUAUGUCUGAAUCUUUCAAUCCGGAGAAACCGUCGUCGUGUAGACGCAAUAUGUAUGAUGAAAAACCGUAUUCAGAUUUACCAGAAGAAUCUAAAUAUCGAUCAGAAAUAAAAUUGCAAGGUCCCAUAGAACCUGAUGGUCCCAUGACCCAUAUGGUGACAAAAGAAAAGGAAAAAGUAAUAUCAGUGAAAUUCACAUCGGUAAAUUCCGUUCUACUCGAUUCCUGCCCAGCGAGUUUGAAAGAAUUUUUCCUGGUGGCGCAAAAUAUCUUACGAAAUUCCAUGAACAUGUCGCACCUGACUUUACAAAAUACAACUCUCUUCUCCACUACGCCUGAUGGUCUCACGUCGCUCGUCAAUUUAAUUUUUACACCGCGCACGGAACUACGACGCAGUCCGAUGGGCACUUAUUACACAGGCGCUCUGUGUGGAUUGGGAUACAAUCGCAUUACGGAACAGAGCUUGUUUCCGGACCACGAUCUGGAAAUUAUAUUUGACGUCGAGAUCACGAUGAACGAUUUGCGAAUGAUUAACAAGCUUCGCCAUUGGAUGAAUGUUGCAAUGGACUUUAAUAGAUAUGAAAUUGUAGACGACAAGGCUCAUCGUGAUAUGAUUAUAAAUUGUCAGAAUUAAAUUAAAAAUGCGUUCAAAGAUGUGAUAUACAAGACUCGUAAGAAAAUAGAACCAGUUCCAGUCAGUAAUUUUAACAAGUGGAAUCGAUACGACGAGACUCUAUUUCUCGUGCCUGCUCGGGAAACGCGGAAUACAAAUAAUGUAUACCGUUUACACAAAGCGUUGGAAUUGAAUGAAAAAAGCGAUAAGUUCAACAGACUGGAAGAAAUAAUCAGUAAUUUGUUGAAAUUGGAGGCUUUAGCUCAUCAAAACCCGUUUGAGACGACCAUUGCACCAGUUUACUGCAAAUUGUGUCUAACGGAGAUAAAUGGUAUCUUCAAUCUUCGUGCACAUUUGGGCUCGAAACAACAUACAACGAAACAAUGCUUGAUAAAUACGACUGAUGAAUUUGGAGGAAAUCUGCAGAAACUUAUGGAAACAAUCAGGCCAUAA